CAUUUCUAUACAUAAAUGAAAUGAAAAAUAUUGUUUUCUGGCAAAAUUUUGCUAUCUUUUUAACUAUAAUUAAAUUUCUAUAGGAAAAAUGAAGCGCAGGGAAAUAUCAGUUUUAUCAUGUUCAUAGGCGCACAUUAUUUUGAUCAAGUGAUGACGUUGAACAAGGACGAUGUAAAGUGGAAGAAGUCAAUAGUUAUAACCUUUCUCGUUUUAUUGUUUGAUUAUUAUCAUUAUAUCAGCUGUAGAUCUCAUAGAUAUGUCUCAUUUUGGGGAUUUCAUAGAGGGUGUCCCCGUCAAGAUAUCAGAAAAGUACAUACGGCCACCGAAAAUUGAAUUACCUUACAGUGUAAGCGAAUGUGGCGUGCGAGCUCGUAAAGUAUUAGAUAGUACGCAGGGGCACUGCUGCACCUUCGAGCAGAAUGUGCUGGCCAAGCUGCAGGAGCUGCGGAGCGCGAAGAAGACGAAGAAAAACGAGAGACAACACCGGCUGCAGCUGUUGAAAGAGGAGAAACAAAAGAAACUCGACGCCAUCGCCGCCGCCGAGGCGGAGGAGCGGCUCAAGCAGCUCAGCGUGUCCGAGGUGUCCUACCCGAGCACCGAGGAGAUCAGCGAGAUCUCCCCUGACGAUAAAGCUGACAAAAACUGUGAUACAACACUAACACAAGAUCAAACUACAGAGGUUCCAUCUGAACCCAACAUUAACAAUGAACCUGUACACCCCUCUUGUAGUCAACCCUCUGAACCUGACCCCAGCAUCCUGCAGCCGACGCUGGUGCAGCCGCACUACCAGGCCAGCAACCUCCUGGACGACCCCGACCCCCUCAUGGAGUACAAGAUGAAAAACAAAGCUGUACAGAUCCCCCACUACAAUCCAUCAUUUGCCAAACACCACAUGGAGACUUUGACUUACAAGGACUUUGAAAAUGAUACAUCCAGUCCCUUUGAUAAUGUUGAACUUAAAACAAUCAAUGAUAUGGAAUUAUUAGCUCAAGUGUUGCAGAAUCAAAUGCAAUCAGGAACAAAUUGCCCUGUGCCACAGCAGUAUGUUCCAGAACAGGCUUACACUGGAGUGCCAAACUGUUCCUCACAGGCGCAGAUGGAAGGAAUCCCAUACAUACCAAAUGCCUAUGUAGAGCAACCUAUCCAAGGAGCAGAUAUCAUGUACACCUCACCACAGCACUAUGCAAUGGGAAAUGGCUAUUAUGUACCAGUAGAUAACUGUGAGAAUGCAGUGCCAGUAGAUAAUGUAAAUAUGUACAUGCCGAAUUACCAGUACUACAUUCCUGCCAAUCCAUACCCGAGUACAGCAUACUACAGCCAACCAGUCACUGAGACAGAUGUGAAUGCCAUGUCUAGUGACCCCACAUACAUUCCACAACCAUAUUAUUUUGGUUACCCCCAAGCACCUCUUCAGUAUCAGCCUAAUGCAUACAGCUUGCCAAGCCAAAGUGUUGAAGCAACACAGAACCCUUCAUCAACCACUGUAAAUACUGUUAAAUCUAGGUCUAGAAGUGUACCGGAUAUUGUAAAGGAGUUGAAUGAAGAAAUAGCAUCAGCAAAGUUGAGAGCUAAAGAGAGAUCUUACAAUGCAAGUCCUGCACCUAAAGAGACAUUGGAGCGUCUGCCGAAUCCUAUUGACAAGAUGCCCGCGAGGCUGCAGAGCUUGUGCCAGAGGAUCCACGGCAUGGGCUUCCCGCUGGACCGGGUGGCGCGCGUGUGCAGUCUUGUUGGUGAUAAUGAUAAGAAGAUAAUCGAGGGUCUGCUGCUCCUAGGCGAGCUGCUCGACCUGGGCUUCCCCGAGGGCCGCGCCAGCCUCGCGCUCGCCAAGCACGAGUUCAAUAGAGACAAGGCGCUGGACGAGCUGGUGCAGUGAACUGGAAGGGUGGUGCGGGGUGCUUAGGCCGAGUUUUUUUUAUCCGU
Molecule: messenger RNA, 1920 nt
Organism: Plutella xylostella (diamondback moth)
Lineage: Eukaryota; Metazoa; Arthropoda; Insecta; Lepidoptera; Plutellidae
Biological process (GO): ubiquitin-dependent protein catabolic process via the multivesicular body sorting pathway
Cellular component (GO): ESCRT I complex
Molecular function (GO): ubiquitin binding
Source: RefSeq, a predicted model, not a curated record